ACGGAAGCCGGAAACGACGGCUCUGGUUUCGUCACUUCUGCUUUUAAAAUGGCAUCCUCCACGGCAAGGCUGGCGAAGGCCUCAAUCAGACCCCAUGUCCCUUUAAUCAAGUUCCGGAAAGGUGGUGGCCUUGGACGGGAACAAGCUAAUACAGUAUCGACGGGCCCUUCAGUGGCAUCCAGCGCUGCAGCCGUCUCAAAAUCUGAAAAUGCGCCAGCGCCAUCUUCAAAGCCAGUAGGGUGCUUGCCGAGGGGAAGCGGCAUUGAGGAAUUUGAACUGCCUGCUCGCUACGGGCGCAAGCCAAUGUCCACGUAUGAAGGAGAAUACAUUCAGAGAGGUGGCCCAGAAUAACAAAAAUGACUUAGGAAUGUGUACAUAAGAGCUGCUGUUCAACUACAAGCAACUUUUUAGCUCAAUUGGAAAGAAAACACAUUUGUACAUAUGGUUAAAAAGUAAAAAAGCAUUUUAAGUAUG
This is a messenger RNA of Ornithodoros turicata, 474 nucleotides long. RefSeq names its product alpha-ketoglutarate dehydrogenase component 4-like. Gene Ontology annotation, biological process: 2-oxoglutarate metabolic process. Gene Ontology annotation, molecular function: oxoglutarate dehydrogenase (succinyl-transferring) activity. NCBI's taxonomy places the organism in Eukaryota, Metazoa, Arthropoda, Arachnida, Ixodida, Argasidae. The transcript is spliced from 4 exons. The record is from RefSeq and is a predicted model, not a curated record. The coding region runs from base 49 to 351 and encodes 100 amino acids.